AUGGAUGAAAAAACCGAUCACCCAGCAGCUAAACCUGAAGAAGAAAUAAGUGUAGCCAACAUCUCAGUCCAAAUGGUAGCUGCAGAAGAUAAGUUGGCAAAGAGGAUUCUGGCGAGGAAAAAACAUGGCAAAUUGAAAUUGAAGAAAAAAGAUAAGUUGCUGUUGAAUUUUCAAAACAAAAUAAUUCUCUUUACCCUCAUUCUGUUCAUUUUAGGAGUUGUAACCUGGACAUUACUGUGGCUCUUCAUUGUUCAGGCAGAAAACAAAGAGGCAUUGUAUUUUGUUGGACUGUUUCGUGUUGCCAACAUAGAGUUUCUCCCGGAAUAUAGGCAGAAGGAGUCAAAAGAAUUCCUCUCUGUGGCACAGAAUGUGCAGCAUGUGAUGAACUUGGUCUACACAACCUCCUCUUUCUCCAAAUUUUACAAGCAGUCCACAGUUUCAGAAGUCAGUAACAACAACAAUGGAGGCCUCCUUAUUCAUUUCUGGAUCGUAUUUGUGGUACCACAGGCGAAAGGCCAAGUGCUGUGUGAAGAUUGUGUGGCUGCUGUCUUAAAGGAUUCCAUUCAUACAAGUAUCAUUAACCGGACCUCGGUAGGAAGUCUUCAGGGCCUUGCAGUCGACAUGGACUCCAUUGUACUGAGUGCAGGUCUUCGGUCAGAUUACUGGUCAACAACAGGCACAGGAACAAACUGUAUGUACGAUCUGUAUGCUGAUCGCCUACGUGAGCACAUUCCUUUGGAUAUCCAUGCUACCUCAGGGGGAACGAUCUGCUAUUUUAAACUGGUUGCAUCCGUGGGCCAUCUUAUUCGUCUGUCAAUAGCAUCCCUUCAGAUUGAAGCAGAUAACUGCAUCACUGACUCACUAACUGUUUAUGACUCUCUGAUGCCAAUCAAACAUAAGAUACUGUACCGAGCUUGUGAACCAGGCGAUUCAUUGAUGUCACUCGUGUCCACAAAUAAUCUCAUGCUGGUAAUGUUUAAGGCAGCACAAAUAAAGGAACAGAAGGAAUUCCAUGGCUAUUUUGAGGUCAUUACACAAGAAAGGUGGGGAAAAGCAAUAGUGACAAAAGAGAAAACUGGCUAUGAAGGGAGAAUAACAAGUCCCUACUACCCAAGCUAUUAUCCUCCAAAAUGUCUUUGUGCAUGGAACUUCCAGACUCCACAGAAGAGCCUUGGUAUAGCUCUGAAGUUUCAUAACUAUACCAUCAGUGAGAAGAAUAUUAAAGGCUGUGAGAGAGGAUGGUGGAAAAUUAAUGAACACAUGUACUGCGGUUACUAUGUUGAUCACCAAACAGUCUUCCACAUUGCAAGUUCUGCUGUCAACAUUGAGCUUCAGUGCAGUUCGGAGGUCUCAGAGAAGCCAAUUCUGGUGGAGUAUGGCAGCUAUAACAUCAGCCAGCCUUGUCCACCUGGACAUUUCAAGUGUUCUACUGGCUUGUGCAUCCAGCAGAUGCAGCGCUGUGAUGGGAUUAACAAUUGCUUUGAUGAAAGUGAUGAACUCUUUUGUGUUGUCCCUGAGUGGAACUGUAACUCCAGCUUCGCAAUGCAGGAUAAUCUGCUUGCCUGCAAUGGAGUAAGCGAUUGUGAGAAUGGAAAAGAUGAGCAGAACUGCACCCACAGUAUUCCUUGCACCAACCACACGUUUAAGUGCAGAAAUAACAUUUGCAUUAGGAAACAAAAUGCAAAGUGUGAUGGGACUGUGGACUGUAUUGAUGGAAGUGACGAAAGCAGCUGCAGUUGUGGCAGCAGCAAGAGCAGCAGUCUUAUCUCUCGGAUUGUAGGUGGUACGAACACUGAGGAAGGUGAAUGGCCCUGGCAGGUCAGCCUCCAUUUUGUGGGAGCUGCUUACUGCGGGGCAUCGGUGAUAUCGAAAGAGUGGCUUGUGUCUGCAGCUCACUGCUUUCAAGGCAGCAAGCUGGCUGACCCCAGAGCGUGGCGUGCUCACCUGGGGAUGCGAACACAAGGCCAUGCGAAGUUUGUGUCUGCAGUGAGGCGGAUCAUCACCCACGAAUACUACAACAGCAGGAACUACGACUACGACAUCGCGCUGCUGCAGCUGAGCAAGCCGUGGCCGGACACAAUGAGCCAUGCCAUCCAGCCCAUCUGCGUGCCCCCCUUUUCCCACAAAGUCCACAGUGGUGACAGGUGCUGGGUAACAGGUUGGGGCCAAAAGCAGGAGGCAGAUGAUGAAGGUUCAGCAAUUCUUCAGAAAGCAGAGGUAGAAAUUAUUGACCAAACGUUAUGUCAUUCCACAUAUGGGAUUAUCACAGCUAGAAUGUUUUGUGCUGGACUAAUGUCCGGGAAAAGAGAUGGGUGCAAAGGUGAUUCCGGUGGACCAUUGUCUUGUCAAAGCAACGGAGAUGGGAAGUGGUUUCUGACUGGCAUUGUUAGCUGGGGUUAUGGAUGUGGAAGACCAAAUUUCCCUGGUGUCUACACAAAAGUGGCACCAGCUAUGUGCGUGGUGCAAUCAUCUAAUGGGAAGCUGAAGAAACAAUUGACCAGCUCCAGACGCAGCUUUAGUCUUACUCAGUCGUUUCCUUUGAGAUGUGUAUGGCCAGACACAGUAGCGACUGUGAAUGAGAGAGAGGAAGAGGAGGGACUGCAGAAAUCAUUAGGUUUGUCAGAAGGCAUUUGUCAAGGCGUCAUGAUACGGGCUUUCCCCUCCAGCCGGGUUUCUGUGUACACCAUACCAGCUCCACACGGCUCUGAGCAGACUGCGGGGCAGGAAAGUCCGCAUAUUCCCUACUGCCCGUGCUACCGAGAAGGCUUGUGUCAGAAGUACUGUUGCUUCAAAGGGGUGAGGUCGCGUUUCUGGAGAAGACAGCUUCUAGGAAUACUACCUAUAGUUUCUUUAACAGUUACCGGAAUUGUGCUACUCCUGCACUAUACGUUCUCUCCAGCUUUCUCCUUUAUUUAUAUUGGUGGAAGUGUAGAAAUUCCUAAUUUGACUUAUACAAAUGACCUCAACGAUCCAAAGUCACAGAAAUUCCUCCUGCAAGCAGAAGCAAUCCAAAAUUAUUUUGCAGAAUCAUAUGAGUCUUGCUCCUUGGGAAAGUACUACUUGAAGUCUGUAGUGGCUGCUUUCAGUGAAGGAGAGUCUGGACUUCGAGCUUACUACUGGAAUACAUUCUGGGCACCACAAGAUAUGGUUGCUUCUCUUAAAAAACUAACCCCAGUGGAACAAAAGGAAAUCAGUAGUAAACAAGCAGCUCACAUGUUCAGUUCUUCUGGGGAGGAAGAUUUUGAUCUCGUUACAAUGGAGCUUUUUGUUUCAGAUUCCACAGAAUAUGAUGUGAUGCUAAAAUCAGCAGUAUCCUUUGACCUGUAUGCCAAGCCAGGUAACAACAGGACUCUAACUCUGAUGAAUCCCAAAAAGUCUUUUUAUCAAUGGAGACUGCGAGUUCCUUCUAACUAUGUGGUGAGACUGGUAGUUAUCACUUUGCAUGGUGUUACUCCAGAGAGCUGUGCAUCACACCACUUAUCAGCAUAUGAUUUCCUUCUUCCUCUGCAGAACAAGAUCAUUACAAGAUGGUGUGGACCUGGGGCCUGGACUACUCCUGUUGUACGUUUAACUUCAUCAAGUAAUGUAAUGCUGCUUACCUUCUCACUGGACCGAAGAGAAGAAAGCCACGUAUUAAAAGCUCACUUUCAAGCCAUUCCUAAACUCAUGUGUGGUGGUCAUUAUAUUUCCUGGAACGGGACACUGAGUUCCCCUUAUUACCCAAGUUACUACCCACCAAACAUUGACUGCAGCUGGAUCAUCAGAGCACCUUUACCUGGCUACAAGCUCUCAUUAAAAAUCCUCGUGAUACAAAUUCAAGAGAAGUCUCCAGGGUCCAGUAAAUGUGAUAAAGAUUGGUUAGAAAUUGAUGGAGUUAGAUACUGUAAAGCUCUUUCAGAAAGCAACAGAAACAGAGAAUAUGGUUAUUCUGUCGCAAUCAACUUUCAUUCUGAUGAACUGGUCACCCACAGAGGGUUUUACAUGGAAUACAAAGCCUUCAGUCACACGGACCGUUGUAAUCCAGAACAGUUGAAAUGUGGUGAUGGGAAGUGUAAGCAUCAGUAUAAUACUUGCAAAGAUGAUGACAGCUGUGCGGAGGAUAGUGAUGAAAACAUCUGCUCCUACAAAAGUUGCUCCCCUUAUGCAUACAAAUGCCUCAAUGGAAAAUGUUUGCUGAAAUCAAAUCCUGAGUGUGAUGGGAAAAGAGACUGUGCAGAUGGAUCUGAUGAAAUGAACUGUGCUUGUGGAAGACACCUGCUUAAGAAAAACAGAAUUGUUGGAGGUGAAGAUGCACGAUCUGGAAAGUGGCCUUGGCAAGCGAGUUUACAGAUGGGAUCACGUGGCCAUGUAUGUGGGGCAUCUGUUAUUUCUAAUAGGUGGCUCUUAUCUGCUGCCCAUUGCUUCCUGGAUUCUGAUUCUGUAAGAUACUCCGUUCCUUCAGGAUGGAGAGCGUAUAUGGGCUUACAUACUAUUAAGGAGAAGAGCAAUCGUGUAGCUAUGAGGUCGAUCAAAAGGAUUAUUGUCCACCCACAGUAUGACCAAUCUAUCUCAGACUAUGACAUUGCCCUGUUGGAAAUGGAGACACCUGUAUUCUUCAGUGAGCUGGUACAGCCCAUUUGUUUACCCAGCACCUCUAGAGUAUUUGUUUAUGGAACUGUCUGCUAUGUAACUGGCUGGGGAGCCAUAAAAGAAAAGAGUCAUCUUGCUGAAACACUGAAGGAAGCUCGAGUAAGAAUAAUUAACCAAAGUGUUUGCAACAAGCUCUAUGAUGAUCUUAUCACAUCACGUAUGCUGUGUGCUGGGAAUCUUAAUGGUGGUGUUGAUGCAUGCCAGGGAGAUUCUGGAGGUCCCUUGGCCUGCACAGGAAAAGGAAAUAGAUGGUACCUUGCUGGCAUUGUGAGCUGGGGUGAAGGAUGUGCUCGGCGCAAUCGUCCUGGUGUAUACACUAAGGUGACAGCACUCUAUGACUGGAUUCGUCAGAAUAUAAAUUGA
This is a messenger RNA of Opisthocomus hoazin, 4992 nucleotides long. It is a transcript of the gene TMPRSS7, whose product is annotated as transmembrane serine protease 7. Lineage: Eukaryota; Metazoa; Chordata; Aves; Opisthocomiformes; Opisthocomidae. Gene Ontology annotation, molecular function: serine-type endopeptidase activity; protein binding. The record is from RefSeq and is a predicted model, not a curated record. Gene Ontology annotation, biological process: proteolysis.